Thunnus maccoyii (southern bluefin tuna) is the source of this 1066-nucleotide messenger RNA. It is a transcript of the gene grpr, whose product is annotated as gastrin-releasing peptide receptor. NCBI's taxonomy places the organism in Eukaryota, Metazoa, Chordata, Actinopteri, Scombriformes, Scombridae. The record is from RefSeq and is a predicted model, not a curated record. The coding region runs from base 11 to 1066 and encodes 351 amino acids. Gene Ontology annotation, molecular function: G protein-coupled peptide receptor activity. The transcript has 4 exons. Gene Ontology annotation, biological process: G protein-coupled receptor signaling pathway. Gene Ontology annotation, cellular component: membrane.
GGCACGGACGAUGUGGUACACCGGCGUGGCCAUCGCUUCAGUUUACGGUGUAAUCAGUGUGUUGGGGCUGAUCGGCAACAUCACCCUCAUCAAGACGUUUAGCUCUGCCAAAUCUAUCCGCAAUGUGCCGAAUCUCUUCAUGUCCAGUCUUGCGCUCGGAGAUGUUUUACUGCUGGUGACCUGCGCUCCGGUGGACGCCAGCCGCUACCUGACAGAGGAGUGGCUGUUCGGGAGAGUGGGCUGUAAAGUCAUCCCCUUCAUUCAGCUUACCUCGGUCGGGGUGUCUGUGUUCACUCUCACAGCCCUCUCUGCUGACAGGUACAGAGCUAUCGUGAAGCCCCUGGACAUCCAAACAUCAAGCACCCCUACCAGCAUUGUCUCGCGGGCAGCACUCAUCUGGCUCUUCUCACUGGUCCUGGCAAUCCCUGAGGCGGUAUUCUCUGACCUCCACACCUUCAACAUCACCUCCACUAAUGAGAGCUUCAUCACCUGCGCACCUUAUCCCCAUGCUGGGGAACUGCACCCCAAGAUCCACUCCAUGGCCUCCUUCCUCAUUUUCUACAUCAUUCCCCUACUGGUCAUAUCAGUUUAUUACACCUUCAUCGCCCGCAGCUUGAUGAGGAGCGCUUCCAACCUGCCUGUGGAGGGAAAUGUGCAUGCAAGACGACAGGUUGAAUCAAGAAAGCGACUGGCCAAGACUGUGCUGGUGUUUGUUGGCCUCUUUGCAGUAUGCUGGCUACCGAGUCACGCCAUCUACUUAUACCGCUCCUAUCACUACUCCCAGGUUGACACUUCGCUGGUUCACUUUGUGUGCAGCGUCGUAGCUCGUAUCCUGGCCUUCACCAACUCAUGCCUCAACCCAUUUGCCCUUUAUCUGCUGAGCAAGACCUUCCAGAAGCAGUUCAACCAGCAGCUGUGCUGCUGCUGCCGUAUGAUCCUCAAGCACUCCUCGCAGAGCCCGACACAUUUCAACACACGUGUCACCUCUGUCCGCAGCACACAUCACUCCAUGGCAAGUCUGAGCAUGAUAAAUGGCAGGCAGGGCUAUCAGGAGGAUUGUGUGUGA